GGCAGGAAAGGAAACGCCUUUCCCUUGCUGGGAGGAAAAUGAAAGCGUCUGACGUCUCGCAGCUCACAUCAGGAGAGAGGGGCGGGGGGGCCGCCCCAUGGCUGCGCCGAGCCCCACCGCCGCUGAGCUCCCCCGUGAAGCCUCCUGCCCCAUCUGCCUGGAGUAUUUCCGAGACCCCGUCUCCAUCCACUGCGGUCACAAUUUCUGCCGGGCGUGCAUCACCCGCUGCUGGGAGUGGUCCACGGCGAAUUUCUCUUGCCCGCAGUGCCGAGAGACCGCGCCGGAGAGAAACUUUCGGCCCAGCCGGGAGUUGGCGCGGGUGCUGGAAAUAGCCAAACGGCUGAGUCUGCGGGCGGCCAGGGGGGAGACGGUCGAGGAGGAAGGAUGCGAGAGACACCGGGAACCUCUGCAAGUCUUUUGCAAAGAUGAUGAAGCCUUCAUCUGCGCGAUCUGCCGGGAGUCCCGAGCACACCGGGCUCACACGAUGCUUCCCGUGCAAGAUGCUGUCCAGGAAUACAAGGGAGAAAUCCAGGCUCGUCUGCAAGCCCUGAAGGAAGACAGAGACAAACUCCUGGGCUUUCGAGAGGCUGAAAUGAGGAAAAACUGGGAGUAUUUGGAGAAGACCGAAGCCGAGCGGCAAAGGGUUUUCUCCAAGUUUGAAGGGCUACGUCUCUUCUUGGAGGACCACGUCUGUCAUCUGCUGGCUCAGCUGGGGGACCUGGAGAGGGACAUUGAGAAAAUGCAGGAAGAAAACGUCACUAGCCUGACGAAGGAGAUCUCUCGUCUGGAUACCUUGAUCCAGGAGAUGGAGGAGAGGUGUCAGCAACCAGCCAGCAAAUUUUUGCAGGACAUCAGAGGCACCUUGAGCAGGUUUGAAAAGGAAAAUUGCCAGCAGCCCCCACAGCUUCUUCCAGAGCUGGAAAAGAAAAUUAAUCACUUCAGGGAGAAAAAUAAUACUCUAGAGGAGGCUGUGAGGAGCUUCCAAGACAUCCUGAUGUUUGAGCUGCCUGAAAAGAGUAAGUCCACAUCUCCCGGAGGUGAGGGAGUGGGAAGGACCGAGGGAAGGCUGAGCCCACCGUGGGAUUGGGCCAUGAGCUUUGGAAAGGGUCACCUGGGGAAGGUGCUGCCGUGUCUGAAGAAAACAAAUGAGUGGGUUUGGCUUCCUUUGACGCUCUCCUCUCUGCACCUUGCAGUGAAGGUGACCCUGGAUCCAUCCACGGCUCACCCCCAGCUCGUCGUCUCGGCGGACGGGAGGAGCGUGCGGUGGGAGGAUGCCCAGCAGGACCCACCUGCUGAAGGGUUUGGCGCCGACCCCUGCGUGCUGGGCUGCGAGGGCAUCACCUCGGGGAGAUGCUGCUGGGAGGUGGAGGUGACACCCAAAGGUUCCUGGGCCGUGGGGGUGGCCGGGGCCUCCAUGAAGAGGAGGGAAGAACCUGCUGUGGGCUCUGAGAUGGAGCUCUGGUCUAUGGGUCUCUGUGAGGGUCAGUUUUGGGCUCUCACCUCCCUUGAGCGUAUCCCGCUCUACCAGAUCCAGGUCCCCAGAAGGGUCCGGGUCUCCCUGGACUAUGAGAAGGGCCAGGUGGCAUUUUUUGAUGCUGAGAAGAGAGCCUUGAUCUUCACUUUCCCAGCAGCUUCAUUCAAAGGGGAGAGUGUUCAUCCCUGGUUCCUGGUGUGGAGCGAGGGGUCCCAGAUCACACUGUGUCCCUGAGGCUCUCCCUUCUUACCCAAACACAAGUUUUAUGUCCAACAUCCCUAUCUCCAGCACUCUGGAGGACUCCUAUCUACUAAACUGACCUUUCUGGCCUCUGUUCCUGUCCUCGGUGAUUCUGAAGGGUUGAGCAUCUCUGUGGGUCUGUGUCCCAAAUUGGGGCAUCGGUGGUUGACAAAUGAAGCCAUGUCUGCCUCGCAGCAUCUUGCACCAGCCUGACUGCUUCUCUGAUUUUAUGGUUUUAGAUGAAGUAAAAAGAUUUACAUGCUGCUUC
Molecule: messenger RNA, 1982 nt
Organism: Tyto alba (common barn owl)
Lineage: Eukaryota; Metazoa; Chordata; Aves; Strigiformes; Tytonidae
Product: zinc finger protein RFP
Exons: 6
Coding region: 98-1708 (536 amino acids)
Molecular function (GO): protein binding; zinc ion binding
Source: RefSeq, a predicted model, not a curated record